UGGGCAGGCAUAACAGUGGCUGUCCAGCUUCAAGAUCAGUCCAGAGCUGAGCAAUCUAAGCACAAAACAUCAAAUGAUGGAUUCUCUUUUAACAGUGAAGGUGCGGAUUCUAGUCUAUUAUAUGCUGACCUUCUUCACCUGCAAUGCGGCCUGCCCCAGCGUCUGCAUGUGCUCGACCAAUGGCAUCGUCACGUGCUUAGGUAGUACCAUCAUCGAUACACCGAAACAACUGCCUAUUCACCUGUAUACACUGAAGCUACAGAGCACAAACAUGCACGUCAUAAGUGAGCGAAGCCUGGAGAAUAAGAACCUUCUGACGCGUUUUAGUCUAACUUUUAGCCACCUCCAAGCUGUCCAUCCCCGGGCUUUCCAUGGCGCACCGCAACUUAGGUCCAUCCAGCUGUCAUACAACAAUCUUUCCUCGCUUCCUGCAAGAGUUUUUAGCCCACUUAUCACUUUGGAGCAGCUCCAUUUAAAUAGGAACCAACUGGAGACCAUUACUGCCGACAUAUUUGAAGGACUUGUUGCAUUGCAGGAUCUAGACUUGAGUUACAACAAAUUGUCCAGUCUUGCCUCAGGGGUUUUCAGUAGACUGAUGAACCUUGUGAUAUUGAACAUUGGCAGUAACUACUUCAAAAGACUUCCACCUACUAGCUUUCGCUCGUUGAUCAAACUUAACAUGCUCAACAUUCAGAAAAACCAAUUAGAGACGUUAGAACCUGGGAUCUUUGAUGGACUAGUCAACCUUGAGUAUCUACAUAUCUACUCCAACAAUAUAGCCACUAUUCCCCCCGAGGUGUUCUGGCCACUGAGGAAGUUGAAGAAUAUCACCUUGUCUUCAAACCAACUUCAAUUUCUACCUGAGAGGAGCUUCUAUCACAUGCCCAAGCUAUUUAAGCUAACCCUUUACAAGAACCCACUCUUAUCACUACCAGAUGAGCUGAUGGGACACAUGCCUGAAAUGCCAGAAUUUUACUUGUAUGACACAAACCUCAUCACAGUACCUGGAAAUUUGUUUGCCAACAUGUCUGGGCUGCAGAUCCUAAAACUGCAUUUUAAUGACAGGCUAAGUGAGUUGCCGCCAAAUCUGUUUUCCAGUCUUCCUGAACUGCAGACCCUCUCACUGAAAUCCAACAACCUCCAGCAGCUGCAUCCACAACAGUUUUCCAGACUAAUCAAACUGGACAUAUUACUCCUCAAUAACAACACGCUCAAGAACCUACCUAAAAACAUAUUUCAGGAGCUUGGAAAACUUACAAAGCUUAGAUUUGAUGGAAAACCAUCUCAAGAACCUUCCAGGAGAUAUUUUCAAGUACAAUACAUUUUUAAAGGUUUCUUUGAGUGACAACCCGUGGGAUUGCACCUGCAGCAUCAAAGGUUUUGCAAGAUGGAUUAGACAUAACAAGCAUCUUG
Molecule: messenger RNA, 1413 nt
Organism: Phycodurus eques (leafy seadragon)
Lineage: Eukaryota; Metazoa; Chordata; Actinopteri; Syngnathiformes; Syngnathidae
Product: leucine-rich repeat-containing protein 15
Exons: 2
Coding region: 74-1345 (423 amino acids)
Cellular component (GO): extracellular matrix
Molecular function (GO): protein binding
Source: RefSeq, a predicted model, not a curated record